GGUAGUCAUGGUCACAGAACAGUGAUGAGAGAGUCCUAACCUCACUGUUUGUUUUGUUUUUAUUUGUUUUUCUGGAACCAGAAAAAUUUCAAUUUAUGUUAAAUAAUUUGGGAAUAAUAUGAUAGUACAGCGUUUGAAAUUAUGUUGUAGAUGUGAAACAGUGAAGUUAACCAAAAGAUUUUUAACCAAUGUGUCUCCAAAUGUCGAAAUUCUGUCAGACCUUUUAGGCGUCAGUACUGAAACAGCAAAGCAUUAUGUCUCUGAAUACAAAUUGCACUAUAGAGAUGGAGACAACAUUAUCAAUAAUAUCAGAUUUUGUCAGAAUCUUGGAUUUUCAAAUGAAUCUAUACUGAAAACUAAACAUUUAUUGAGCAGUCGUCCAGUCGAAUUGGAGGGACACUUCAUGGCAAUGCAAGAAGGUGGGUUCCAUGAUAUAGGACCAAAAACUUUGGCAAAGGCUCGAACCCUCAUGAAAAGAAGAAUUUCCUUUCUGAAAUCAGAGAAAUUUAUUCAUAAAACUACAAAUGUGCCAAAAUAUCUCAUAUCCUAUAUUGAAGAUAAAAAUAUUGCUGCAAAAAUACCAGAAGACUAUAGUGAUGAAGAGAUAUGGAAUGUUAUUCAAUCGAAAAUAAUCCAAACAUAUUUGAGACUGAGAUUGGGUGCUACAGAAGAUGAUAUAAUAAAAUUAUUCAGGAUACAUAAAAUAAUCAAGAAUAAGAGUUUACGGUUUAUACAAGAGAAUAUUCGAUUAGCUGAAGAUUUAGGAUUUGAACACAGAAGAAUAUUGAAAUAUGGUUAUAUUUUACAUUCCUUCCCAGCAUAUACACAAACUACUCUCACUGAUCUUUCAAAUUUAGCUGGAGCCAACAUGAGACAGGCCAUGCUGUCUUACCCAAAGCUUUUCAUGACUGAUCCAAAGAAUAUCAUCAAAAUUUAUGGAAUAUUGAAGGAAUUUGAUAUACCAGAUGAAAUAAUUAGAAAACAAAUGAAUAUAUUCCACAUGUCACCAGAAACGGUGAAAUUGCGCCUGCAGGAAAUUGAGAAGUCACCAGAUUUGAAAGUGCUCUUUAGUCACCCAAGAAUAUUAAAGUUGAUAGUACAUCACAAUAGAACAAAGUCAAGGCUGUCGUUUUUACAGCAGCUGCAGCUGAGGUGUGCUACUUUGUCUAUACUGAAGACAGAUCAGAAUGAUGAAUUCGAGGAAUAUAUAAAAGAGGGGAAAGAUGUUAAUAAGUUGAACGAUUUAAUCUGUUUCCUGAAAGAUCUGUUUAGUCUAGAUGAAAAAUCACUAAAGAAAAUGAUCAAACUUCAUCCAUUUCAUCUCCAAGUACCCUUAAAAGAUAUGAAGGAUACUUUUGAUUAUUUAAGAGAGCAGAAGUUCAAAAAAACGAGUAUAUAUAAAGUUUUAUAUAUUCUUCUAUAUCCAAAGGAGAAAGUCAGAAAUAUACUAACAAUGAUAAGGUACAACAAAGAUAUUAAAUUCAACUCAUUGAGUGAGAUCAACAAGUUGAACUUGAUACUGUAUUUCAUUGAAAAAGAACAUCAUUUUACUGGAAAUGGAAUUUGGAGAAAAUGUGAUGAACCCAAACAGACUGUUGAUUAAAGUUUUUGUCUACCUC
Messenger RNA from Phaedon cochleariae (mustard beetle), 1619 nucleotides. Lineage: Eukaryota; Metazoa; Arthropoda; Insecta; Coleoptera; Chrysomelidae. The record is from the annotation of a GenBank genome assembly.